UCCCCUUCAACACAGACAAUGAAUCACAGUACCCCUCCUAAUCAACAUGUUGAUGCUUUAAAAUCUUGUAAUAAUAAUGUCAGAGUCUUAAGGAGACGAGUUGGUGAUGAUCAUAUUGAUUUAGCUCCUGAAAUAAGCUUGAAACCUCCCAUGGUUCGGCCUUAUGUUCGAUCAAAAAUGCCUCGUCUUCGAUGGACUUCUGAUCUUCACCAGUGCUUUGUUCAUGCUGUCGAAAGGCUCGGUGGAGAAGAUCGAGCUACUCCAAAGAUGGUUUUGCAGAUUAUGAAUGUGAAGGGGCUUACCAUAUCUCACGUUAAAAGCCAUCUUCAGAUGUACAGAAGCAUGAAGCAUGAGCAAAUGAUACAAGAAGCGGCUAUGGCAGCAAAGAAAAAUGAGAGAGCGGUCGGAAUUAUUCACCGGAAUCCGAGUUAUUUCGCGCACCUGAAUUCGAUGUGUUGCCAUCAGUUUAAAGGCAAAGACUGUAACAAUUCACUACUCAAUCAUGGGCAUGGUGGAGUUAGUUCAAAUACUAGCAUGGCUACACAAAGAAGAGAAAAACAAGAGAUUUGGAAUAUUGGGAAAAAAGUGAGUGAUGAAUCAUUCUCAAAUGAAGAAGUAACAAGCAAGGAAUGGGAACAGAAGCCAAAUCCUUACUAUAUCAUCUUCAAUGAUCUACUCAAAACCAACACUGCCCUAGAGCAAAAAAAGGCGUCGCUAACAAAUGGUGGUGAUCCGGAGAAAAACCAUAAGGUUUUAGAACAUAGAAAUAGUGACAAAAUGUGUUUGUCACUAAAAUCAAAUGCUUCCGAGUCGUCAUUAUUGGAGCUGAAAAAAGCUGAGAAUUUAAAUAUGAAUGAUGUUUCUCUCGAACUUACUCUUGGUUAG
Messenger RNA from Mercurialis annua (annual mercury), 885 nucleotides. RefSeq lists its product as uncharacterized. The transcript has 6 exons. NCBI's taxonomy places the organism in Eukaryota, Viridiplantae, Streptophyta, Magnoliopsida, Malpighiales, Euphorbiaceae. Gene Ontology annotation, biological process: abaxial cell fate specification; regulation of DNA-templated transcription. Bases 19 to 885 code for a protein of 288 amino acids. Gene Ontology annotation, molecular function: transcription cis-regulatory region binding. The record is from RefSeq and is a predicted model, not a curated record.